This is a messenger RNA of Crotalus tigris (Tiger rattlesnake), 1151 nucleotides long. It is a transcript of the gene HYI, whose product is annotated as hydroxypyruvate isomerase (putative). Gene Ontology annotation, molecular function: hydroxypyruvate isomerase activity. The record is from RefSeq and is a predicted model, not a curated record. The coding region runs from base 50 to 952 and encodes 300 amino acids. The transcript is spliced from 8 exons. NCBI's taxonomy places the organism in Eukaryota, Metazoa, Chordata, Lepidosauria, Squamata, Viperidae. Gene Ontology annotation, biological process: glyoxylate metabolic process.
CCGGGCGCAGUGUGCGCUGGGCCUCAGACGGUGCCUCGCCGCCUGUGCCAUGGCCCCGCUGCGCUUUGCGGCCAACCUGGCCUGGCUCUUCCAGGAGGAGCCGGCGCUAGUUCAGCGCAUGGAGGCGGCUUCGCGGGCUGGAUUCCGAGCAGUUGAGCUGGGCUUCCCCUACACCUGCAGCGCCCCAGAGCUGCGCGCGGCUGCAGAACGGGACGGGUUGGAGGUGGUCCUACUCAAUACUCCGCCGGGGAACCAAGAGAAAGGUGAUAUGGGUUUAGGAGCAGUGCCUGGACGCCAGGCUGAAUUCCGGGAAGCCCUGGCUGUGGCUGUAAAGUAUGCCAAAGAACUGAAAUGUCCAAGUUUGUACAAGAAGCAGUUGACUGACCUUUCUUCUGCACUGAUGCAGCUCUGUGCUUUUAGGAUCCAUCUUAUGGCGGGCCGAUUUCCUACAGGUGCUAAAAGGGAUGCUGUGUCAACUGAGAUGGAAGCCACCUUUAUUGAAAACCUCAGAUACGCUGCUGACAUCUUGGAACAAGAAAAUCUGAUUGGAUUAUUGGAGCCUAUUAAUAACCAGAUUAGUGAUCCCAAUUAUUUUUUGACCACACCACAACAAGCUGCUGCCAUUUUGGAGAAGGUGGGAAGCCCCAGUUUGAAGCUACAGCUGGAUAUUUUUCAUUGCCAGAUCAUGAAUGGUAAUCUGACACAGAAUUUAAAGGCGUAUUUCCCAAUUAUUGGACAUAUUCAAAUUGCCCAAGUACCAGGACGACAUGAACCUGAUAGCCCUGGAGAAUUGAAUUUCCCUUACUUAUUCCAGUUAUUGGAAUCAAUGAGUUAUAGCGGUUAUAUAGGCUGUGAAUAUAAACCAAAAGGUAACACACUGGAUGGAUUAAACUGGCUGUACUCAUACUGGGAAGAUCACUGUGUGGGAAAAGUUGGGAAAAAAAUGAAAUAAAGACCAUUAUAGAUGGAAUAACCAACAGCAACAAUUUAUAUAUCCCACCAGAGGGAAAAAAAACCCCACUCUUUUGCUACUGCCUGAGAUACCAAAAUCACCCCAUUAUUUUGCAUUAAUAGGAGGAUAUUUCUUAGUAAAGUAAGAUGGUCAAUAUGUUUGUUGUUAUGAGUAUUAAAGCUGAAAAUCAUAUCACUCA